Messenger RNA from Diprion similis, 805 nucleotides. RefSeq names its product cytochrome b5 domain-containing protein 1. Lineage: Eukaryota; Metazoa; Arthropoda; Insecta; Hymenoptera; Diprionidae. The transcript is spliced from 2 exons. Bases 155 to 805 code for a protein of 216 amino acids. The record is from RefSeq and is a predicted model, not a curated record.
UGGCCCUCUUUACUUCCCGCUCACGAGGAAACAAAUGUGGUUUCGAUGAAAAGACGAUCAAUCAUAUAACUUUUCAAUGCAAUGGCUCGUGUUCCGGGGAUCGAAUAUACGAAAUGUACGCUGAAAUCGAGCCCCGUGGUACAACCUGCAUGGAAUGACUAUGAUGGAGCGUUACUAUCUACCAACGGAGGUGGUGAUCCACAACUCCCCGAAGGACUGUUGGGUUUCCUACCUCGGGGGUGUUUACGACUUGACAGAUCUCUGCAGCAUGUAUCAGGACAGUGAUCAGAUCAAACCGAUCCUCGCCCACGCUGGCAAAGACAUAAGCCACUGGUUUGAUCACCGCGUAAAUGAUAUCCGACACUACAUUCAUCCAGUAACAGGAGUCGCCGUGCCUUACUGUCCGCAUGGACCUAUUCCUGACGUCAAUCCUGUGGCACCAACUGCGUCCUGGCGACCCUUGGAUCGCUGCCCAUGGUGGCUAGAAGAAAGAUACAAGAUCGGUAGUCUUACUAGCAAUCCGAGACCCUGCAAGGUCUUGAACGUCCUCGUCGGUACCCAGGCAGUGAUAUCGGUUUGCGAGGAGGACAACAUCGAACGCAUCCAGGAACGGUUUUUGGGCUUUAACAACCAUGGCGCUUCGUAUACUUGGAAAUUCGAAGGAAAAGACAUUGAUUCUCGCUGCACCUUGACCGAAAAUGGGAUCCCUGAUGAGAGAGAUCGAUUCAUUGCCGCUGGACUUCCAGAUGAUUUUUAUAUACCUUGCCUGCUUUGCUACUACAACGACGAUCUUACUGAGGCUUGA